AUGCCCCUUCUUUUCGUGAUACAACAGAUGAUGCUGCUGUGCACCGCAUGUCCCGUUCCUGCGUUGGGGGCGGCAACCAUCGUUCCAAGACUUGCAAGACCAAACCAAGCGCCAACGUUGCUACCGCACGUCAGCAUCGGCGUAUUGCACGGACAUCAAGCAGCAGCCAUGACUCAAGGCCAGAAGGGUACAAGAGCACGGCCCGAAGCAGCUUUCGUCAGUGGGCACGGCAACCGUCCGAGCGACAAGUUAUCUAACAUGCCCCUUUUUUUCGUGAUACAACAGGUUAGUGAAGGCGAUUGCAUGUGUUUCAAAUCUGACAACCGAUGUAUUAUUGUUCUGCCGUGCCCACGAGUGUUUUUUGCCUGUGCCUUGCAGUGUCGGGAUAAUUUAUUCUUGCUUCUUUCUGGGGACGUCGAGUUAAAUCCGGGCCCGGAUACAACACUGGAAAAAAUGAUUAAACAAGUUCUUGAAAAUCAAAAGCAAAUGAGUAGUGAAAUUAAAGAAGUGAAGGAAAACCAGGUUACGUCCCAACAAAGACAGGACGAAAUGGCUGCAAAGAUCACCCGCCUUGAAACGGCUCUAGACGCCCUCCAGAAGAGCAAUCGAGAUAUUGUUCAGCUACGGGGAACAGUUCAAAAGUUAGAAGAACUAGUUCAUAUACAACAGACUAAAAUAACAGAUCUUGAAGAUAGGUCUGGGUCCAGAAGCUACAGAUGCGUCAAGUGCGUGAAGCAACCUGACCCUCCUGCAGGCCUGGCUGCCUGUGCUAACGGCACCGGCGACACACCCACCGAAAAAUCUGCGUCUUGCCCAGAGCUUGCGAGUACUGCCGGCGGCUCCGUAUCUCCUAACGUCGUCAUGCAGAUGCAGAAUAUGGCAGCUGAGAAAGCUGCUCUAACGUUUGAAGUGCAACAGCUACGUGCCGAAGAUGUGACUCUUCGUGUGCAAAUACGCGAUUUACGCGAGUGUGUCGUGGGGCAAACUGAAUUUCCGCCGCUCCGUUGCUCCGGUCAACCGGCACCGCCAGCGCAAAGCUUCGCUUGUGUAACCACGACAAGGCCAGGCUUCUUGAAUGAGGACGCAGGAUCUCAAUAUUCUACUACUCGUCCUCUGCACAAGAUCCACCAACCUUAG
Molecule: messenger RNA, 1137 nt
Organism: Ixodes scapularis (black-legged tick)
Lineage: Eukaryota; Metazoa; Arthropoda; Arachnida; Ixodida; Ixodidae
Exons: 2
Coding region: 1-1137 (378 amino acids)
Source: RefSeq, a predicted model, not a curated record